Molecule: messenger RNA, 3908 nt
Organism: Myotis lucifugus (little brown bat)
Lineage: Eukaryota; Metazoa; Chordata; Mammalia; Chiroptera; Vespertilionidae
Gene: WDR48
Product: WD repeat domain 48
Exons: 19
Coding region: 202-2025 (607 amino acids)
Biological process (GO): protein deubiquitination; double-strand break repair via homologous recombination
Molecular function (GO): ubiquitin binding
Source: RefSeq, a predicted model, not a curated record
CAUCACCGGCAGAACACGGCCGGGCGGAGGAAAGUGCAGGUUUCCUAUGUGAUUCGAGAUGAAGUGGAGAAGUACAAUCGGAAUGGAGUCAAUGCCCUGCAGCUGGACCCAGCCCUCAACAGGCUUUUCACAGCAGGUCGAGACUCCAUCAUAAGGAUAUGGAGCGUCAAUCAGCACAAGCAAGACCCAUACAUAGCAUCUAUGGAGCACCAUACCGAUUGGGUAAACGACAUUGUACUCUGUUGUAAUGGGAAAACAUUAAUAUCUGCUUCUUCUGACACGACAGUAAAAGUAUGGAAUGCACAUAAGGGAUUUUGUAUGUCAACAUUAAGGACACAUAAGGAUUAUGUAAAGGCCUUAGCAUAUGCCAAGGAUAAAGAACUGGUAGCAUCGGCUGGGUUGGACAGACAAAUAUUCCUUUGGGAUGUGAAUACUCUAACAGCACUGACUGCCUCAAAUAACACUGUCACAACUUCUUCUUUAAGUGGGAACAAAGAUUCCAUUUAUAGCCUGGCAAUGAAUCAACUGGGAACAAUCAUUGUAUCAGGGUCCACUGAAAAGGUUUUAAGGGUAUGGGAUCCAAGAACAUGUGCAAAGCUGAUGAAGCUUAAAGGGCACACGGAUAAUGUAAAAGCGCUGCUGCUGAACAGAGACGGCACCCAGUGUCUUUCUGGCAGUUCUGAUGGGACAAUUCGCCUGUGGUCCCUCGGUCAGCAGAGAUGUAUAGCGACGUACCGAGUCCAUGAUGAAGGCGUUUGGGCUCUGCAAGUCAAUGACGCCUUCACACACGUGUAUUCUGGAGGGAGGGACCGGAAGAUUUACUGUACAGACCUAAGAAACCCUGACAUUCGAGUGCUGAUUUGUGAAGAAAAGGCACCAGUUCUCAAGAUGGAGCUUGAUAGAUCCGCUGAUCCACCUCCUGCAAUCUGGGUUGCAACAACGAAAUCUACAGUAAAUAAAUGGACAUUGAAGGGAAUUCACAACUUUAGAGCCUCUGGAGAUUAUGACAAUGACUGUACAAAUCCUAUAACACCCCUUUGUACACAACCUGACCAGGUUAUUAAAGGCGGUGCUAGUAUUAUUCAGUGCCACAUUCUGAAUGAUAAGAGACAUAUAUUAACAAAAGAUACCAAUAAUAAUGUGGCAUAUUGGGACGUAUUGAAGGCAAGUAAAGUGGAAGAUCUGGGCAAAGUAGAUUUUGAAGAUGAAAUUAAAAAAAGAUUUAAGAUGGUGUAUGUACCAAAUUGGUUCUCAGUAGACUUAAAAACAGGGAUGUUGACUAUUACUCUGGAUGAGAGCGACUGUUUUGCUGCUUGGGUUUCUGCCAAAGAUGCCGGCUUCAGCAGCCCUGACGGGUCAGAUCCAAAACUGAACUUAGGAGGACUGUUGCUCCAGGCACUCCUAGAAUAUUGGCCUAGAACACAUGUGAAUCCCAUAGACGAAGAAGAAAAUGAAGUGAACCAUGUAAAUGGGGAGCAGGAGAACCGAGUACAGAAGGGGAAUGGCUAUUUCCAAGUGCCCCCCCACACCCCCGUGAUCUUUGGUGAAGCAGGAGGCCGCACACUGUUCAGGCUGCUCUGCCGGGAUUCCGGAGGGGAGACUGAGUCCAUGCUCCUCAACGAGACGGUGCCGCAAUGGGUAAUUGACAUCACUGUGGAUAAAAAUAUGCCCAAAUUCAACAAAAUUCCUUUCUACCUCCAACCUCAUGCAUCUUCAGGAGCAAAAACCUUAAAAAAAGAUAGACUUUCUGCUAGCGACAUGCUCCAGGUCCGGAAAGUCAUGGAACAUGUUUAUGAGAAAAUUAUCAACUUGGAUAAUGAGUCGCAAACCACUAGCUCUUCUAAUAAUGAAAAACCAGGAGAACAGGAAAAAGAGGAGGAUAUUGCUGUGCUGGCAGAGGAGAAAAUUGAACUUCUGUGCCAGGACCAGGUUUUGGAUCCAAAUAUGGACCUGCGGACAGUGAAACACUUCAUAUGGAAGAGUGGCGGGGACCUCACCCUCCAUUACCGGCAGAAGUCCACGUGAGGGGUGGGCGAGCGCUCCUGGGUAUCCAUUUACUGACCUUCCUCUGUGGCCCCAAGAGUAGUCCUAGGAAGCCCACUGAGCCCAGUGGGAGCCAGACUUCUAAUGGCCGAUUUGGUAUGGACUGAGAUUCUCUUUCAACUGCAGUGACUAAUGGAAAUGUAAUAUAGAAACCAGUCUCCUUGUGUAGAACAAGCUGUCCCCAGGGAGGCAGAGUCCGAGAGCAGAACCCCAGCCAACUGUCUCUCGAGAUGUACAGAGAACUGACAGGCCAGCGCAGGCCUGGCUUCCUCCUUUUAUUUCAAAGGACCUUAUCUUCGUUAGCACUUGCUAGAAACACAUCCUGUAGGGCCAUAUCUGUCACUGUGUUUCCACUUCACACGUGCUGAGUAGCUUUUCUAAGAGAGUACAUUCCAUUCGUGCAGUACCUAUGAAGGCUUUUUCCAAGUUUGUCAUUAAAAACAAAUUGUUUUCCCAUUUAAGACAGUUAUUUUUAAUAGGAACUUGCUGUUGCACAAUUCGAGAGUCAGCCCAUUUCAUAAAUGACUAGUGUUGGGCUUGUUUCUACUACUGCACCUCAGAUGUGUUCCUGCAGAUGGAGCUGUGGCACCUCCAGGGGCUGGGCCAUAGCACAUGGACCGCUGUGCCCCAGCGAUGCCACACUGACCCCAGUGCCCCGGACUGUCCAGCAGCCACAGGGAGGUGCAGCUGUCGUACUCCUUCCUCCACUGUGUCAUUUUAUUUACGGGCAAAGCCAGGUGGCACCAGAGGUACUUGCUCUGGUGAGCAGCAAGGCACCAUCAAAACUUAAGACCGUGGUGAAAUUUUAACUUCGUUUAAAAUGCUACCUAAAAUGUAUGGUGUCAGUGCAAGGAUAUCAUGGUGAGUUGCUUUGGUAAUUCAUAGCCUGGAAACAUACAUAUUUGUUUUCCAGAGUUUUAUAUGCAGGUUUUUGUUGUUGUACCUCUAUCCAGAUUGCUUUUCACUGUUCUUUCUAACAAUCUAAAGCUUUCAUAGAAUCAUUUGGAUCUUGUACAGAAUAUAACUUAUUGGGGAUAAACACUUCAACUUUUGGCAUAAAAACACUUUGGAUUCUCCCCAAGGUCAUUUGUAUUCAGACGAGAGCAAUGGUCUGCCCCGACCAGACUGCGUGAGACUCGCCUCCCGUGUGGAGCCAGAAGCACAAGUGCCUUCAGAGGCAGUUCCUUCUAGGCCAGGGGCCUCCCCAGCUCGUGUACAGCAGCGCCCAUAGCAGCGGGGCCUGGGGCGGGGGUGGGGAAGGGUUUCUUUUCUACAUCUUCAGGGGUUCAGCUGAAGGCAGCCGAUGGGCCUCGAUCCAGACCUUCCUGUUCGAGACACUGGGAUUCGCACAGCUGUAGGGACAGGGCUCCCUCCCUCCCGCACCGCGGGCAGCCUCCUCUGGGAAGUGGACAGGUCACUGCCGCUGGCUCUGAGGACGUGAGCCCCAUUCCACCGAGUCCCCCUCCCUCACGCAGAGAGCAGCCCACUUCUUUUGUAAACAGCCCUUUCUAUCUGUUGGAUACAACAGUGCACUUUUGCUGCACGUUUUUUAGCAAUAGUCGUGAAUUCAUGUCAAAAAACACACCAAACUCAUUUACCAGCCCUGUUGUGUUUGCAUGAGGGGCCCUUGGGCUAAAGGGAGGGUUUUGCUGCUGGGCCGUCUUGCCCUGCUCCCGAACCUCGAGGGGCGGCUGUGCUCCCUUCCUGUCAUAGAUCUGACCCCAGCAUGGUUGUACUUUUUUCUUUUCUUCCCGUCAAACCAGUAAGUUUCCAGAAAAGUGGACAGUCUGCAAUGCCAAAAGGGUAAAAAUCUGUAUUUCACAGUUGUAUAGAAUAAAGGCUUUAGUUAAAAUAUUCAAAGCAUA